Molecule: messenger RNA, 2172 nt
Organism: Dendroctonus ponderosae (mountain pine beetle)
Lineage: Eukaryota; Metazoa; Arthropoda; Insecta; Coleoptera; Curculionidae
Product: endonuclease G, mitochondrial
Exons: 5
Coding region: 589-1527 (312 amino acids)
Biological process (GO): apoptotic DNA fragmentation
Cellular component (GO): mitochondrial inner membrane; nucleus
Molecular function (GO): RNA endonuclease activity; metal ion binding; nucleic acid binding
Source: RefSeq, a predicted model, not a curated record
CGGCUUCUAAAUGCCAAGAAAUUGAUGGUGCUGAAUUAUCAGAUACUUUUUUAAGUACGAAAUAGAUUUAUUUUAUUAUUUCUCGAAAAUUACAAUUACUGUAAUGACAUUACCAAUUAUCGGGUUACCAAUAAUUGCUGAAGCGACAAAUGAUUUUAGGCAAUGCCAGAAAAUUAAUUCGUCACAUUGUUGUUUCAGAGCCGAGCAAAUCAAUCAUCUUUCAGAAAAUAUCCGGACAAGGGGAACACUGGUACAUCACAGGAACAAACAUUUGUUGCAAAUGGUCCCGAAAGCAACAAAACAUGGUUGUAACUGAUUUAUUGACUACGUAUUGAAUAAAAUAUUACAUAACAGGGUUUUUUUAUUGACCCGAUAUAUUUGGUGAAUGCAAUCAUUAAGAGUCAAAUAUCGGAGAAAUUCCUCAUAGUUUGUGUGCUCAUACCGCUAGGUGGACAGCUGAAUUUAUCUCCAUAACCUAUCAUUGCAGUUUCCAUUCUAAGGGGUUAUGUUCUGUGAUGUACAUAACCUCUGUUCACGUGAUGUAAUAUAAACAAAAUUUAUCUCAAAGUUUUAGGAAAAACUAAAACAAUGCUCAAAAGAAUGGUAUCAAGAAAUGUAAAAGCUUGUGUACUUGUGGGAUCAGCAACGGCUGUCGCCUUUAUUGCAGGAAAAUAUUAUGAGAGAAACACCCUUACGGUUCAUCUAUCGCCUCAACCUGCUUUGCCUGUAUUUGGUUCAGUUUCAGCUGCACAAGAUGCAUGCUCGCUAUCUGCAAAAACAUCAUUCCUCGAUAGACUUUUGUCAAAAAAUGUCUGGUCUAUUGAAGCUGCUUCGCCAUUAACUGAAAAUGGGAAUCCACAAAUUGUACCGAGAAACUCUAGUAGAAUUAGCCAGAUUAUGAAAUAUGGUUAUCCAAGCUUAGACAAUGUAAUUUCGUACAAUGAUUAUAUAUUGAGUUAUGAUAGAAGAAAUAAAGUGGCUAAUUGGGUGUUUGAACACUUAACAGCAGAAUCUGUCAAGGGAAAUGAAAAGGUUGACCGAUCAAAAUGCAAUUUUGUAGAGGCACAACAUGUUCAUCCAUAUUUCAGAUCCCGCAACUCAGACUACAAAGGUUCAGGGUAUGACAGGGGUCAUUUGGCAGCUGCAGGAAAUCAUAAAGCCUGCCAGCAACACGUCGAAGAGACAUUUUAUCUUACAAAUAUGGCGCCACAGGUGGGAAAAGGUUUUAAUCGCGAUUCUUGGAAUAGGUUGGAGAAAUAUGUCAGGAAGUUGACUAAGAGGUACCCUAAUGUGUAUUGCUGUACUGGUCCCUUAUAUUUGCCAAAGAAAGAAUCAAAUGGAAAAAUGUAUGUGAAGUAUGAAGUUAUUGGAAGUCAGCAUGUUGCCGUUCCCACACAUUUCUACAAGAUGGUUGUGGGAGAAAACCAAGACGGAAGCCUGGAGAUGGAAUGUUAUGUAAUGGAGAAUACUGUAAUUGAUGACAAUAUAUCUUUACAGAGUUUUCAGAUUAACACAGUGUGUACCUAAAUAAAAGUUGUGCCGUUAUGAGCUGUGGAUUAUAUUACAUUCUAUUUUCUCCAAUUUUGAGCCAUCUUGACAAGUGCUUAUAUGAGCAUUAUUAGGCAUUACAUGAAUAGCGCAACAAAAAUGUUUUGAUUUGGUUCUAAACCUUCCGGGACGCAGCCUGUCCAAUUUAAGACGAAGUCGAGAAUAUAUAAAGUUGUCAACAGCAAAUAUUUAUUAUAAUUAAAAACAUGUAAUUUUUUAUAUUUUUUGUAUGUUCAGAACUUUUUCGACGUUUCUACAGAUGAUUUUUUUACAUUUUGUUUUCAUGGGAUUACACGUUAUCAUUUCAAAUUUUGUUAUUACAAUGCGAUAAUAUAAAUGUACUUUCAGCACCUUAUUAUGGUGCAAGUAGGUUCUAUGCAAACAUAUCUAUGUAUUUUAGGUUCCACCUGAAUUGGUUGAAAAAUCAGCAGGACUCCUCUUUCUUAACAAUGUACUGAAGGCUAGGAUUCAAAGUAUUAAUGGAAAGAAAGUUUGACUGUUAUGCGUUUAAUGUCGUUUUAAGCCGUGUUACGGUUCAAGAGUUUUAACUCAAUUAUUUUAACCAAUUAUGUACAAUUUUAAAAUGCUGAUCAAUAUACGUAUCACUAGAUACAAAUCUUCAUA